This is a messenger RNA of Lonchura striata (white-rumped munia), 1073 nucleotides long. NCBI's taxonomy places the organism in Eukaryota, Metazoa, Chordata, Aves, Passeriformes, Estrildidae. The record is from RefSeq and is a predicted model, not a curated record.
GAGACGCUCUCUGGGACUGGACAACUGCCCAAGGUCCCUGUUCUGGGAGCCAUUUGUUCCAGCCUGAACUGCUACAAGGAGAGUGCAGGGUAAAGAAGCAGAAAAGGCCUUUGCAUGGUAUCCACAGAUACCAUGGGACAGAUACUCCAGGGACAGCAGCCAGGUAUUGCAACAGCGACCCGCACGUUAUGGAGCAAAGAAGGACUGCGGUGGACUGGCUCUGCCGGUACAACCACGAGUAUCUCAGCCGGUUCCUCACGGAGCGCCGAGGUGAGCCUGGGGCAGAACGUGUGCCCUCGAGCCGUGCUCUGGCAAUGACCCUGAGGCCCCUCAAAACCUCCCUGGGAAUCGCCCCAGAGCCCUCAGCCCUCCUUGUGCCCAUCCCCGAGACCUUCUGUCCCUGCUGUGUUCCCGCUCUCUCCCAGUCACCCCCACCGUGUCCAUCUCGCUGGUGCCCUCGAGCUCCCAGCCCAGCCCCGGCCGCCUGCUCUGCUCCCUGGUGGAUUUCUACCCUGCCCACACCCACACUGAGGUGGUUCCAGGGCCAGCAGGAGCUCUCUGUGGUGGCCACCGACAUGGUCCCCAACGGGGACUGGACCCACCAGCUCCUGGUGCUGCUGGAAACCCCAACCCGGGCCGGGCUCACCUCCACCUGCCAGGUGGAGCACGUCAGCUGGGAGCACCCCCUGAGCCAGUACUGGGAUACAGGGGAGGAAUUGGGGGCGCUGGGAGAGCCACUGGGAUGUGCUGGGAGCAACUGGGAGGGAGUUGGAGAGAGCCUGGUUUCAACUGGGAGAGGAGGUUGUGGGUUUGGAAAGGCUAAGAAGGGGUUUGAAGGAUACUGGGGAGGGUGGGAUGGGGUUCUGGGGGUCCUGGUGGACACUGGGAGGGAGUUUGGGUGUGCUAGGUGUGACUGGGAGGGAUACCCCAGAGAUGCUGCUGGAUGCUGCCGCAUCAAGAUGCUGACAGGAACUGGGGAUUCCGUGUUGGGCUUCAUCUUCCUGGGAAUCUGGUUCUACCUGCACAAGAAAGGGGGGUCCCGUGAGUCGUAUCCCACCUCCCCCAUAAUGUGA